Molecule: messenger RNA, 840 nt
Organism: Notolabrus celidotus (New Zealand spotty)
Lineage: Eukaryota; Metazoa; Chordata; Actinopteri; Labriformes; Labridae
Gene: smim15
Product: small integral membrane protein 15
Exons: 2
Coding region: 162-386 (74 amino acids)
Source: RefSeq, a predicted model, not a curated record
CCCAUGUUUAAGAGAACACGUCAUAACCAAUCACGAGCAAGCAGUAAGCAGGGACCUCACCAAUUACACUUCCUGGAACAGGGAGGAGCUGGAGUAUAUCGGGAAUAGAAAUACAAUCUUUGCCCUGUGGUUUUUAUCCAGUCUCAUUGUUGCUGACCAGCAUGAUUGACGUUAAGGCAUGGGCAGAGUACGUGGUGGAGUGGGCUGCCAAAGACCCCUAUGGCUUCCUGACCACCGUCAUACUGGCUCUCACACCACUCUUCAUUGCCAGUGCACUGCUCUCCUGGAAGCUGGCCAAGAUGAUAGAGGCACGUGACCGGGAACAGAAGAAGAAGCAGAAACGUCAGGAGAAUAUAGCUAAAGCCAAGAGGACCAAGAAAGACUGAGCCUGUGCAGGCAGAAUGAGGGCAUAAAAAAUAACACAGGAGAGACCACCACGCUCACAGCCCUCCUUGUUCCCAAUAAUGACACGGUGCCCUUCCUCGUCCCUGCCCUACUGUCAGUACAGGGCCAAUACGCCUCAUGUCUGGGGUAGGAGGAGGAACACUGGCCCCCUCAGGCCUAACAGUGCUGAGGCAGACAGUGCUGCCUGGAGGAGGCUUGUCCCUGUGGGACUUUGGUCAGCAAGAGCACAGUGGUCAUCUGUGUGACGUUCUUAUACAGAGAUCUGCUGAUAAUUUUGCGCAGCUGUUGCAACACCUUGCAUUCCAUUGUUAGAAUCCAUAUUCUGCUGAAUUGACGAUGUAAUGAGCAUACUGGAACUUUAUCCAAAGUACUUGCAAAAUAUCCAAAUACUACUUUCUAACAAAUAAAGUUUUCAUGAUUGAUACAAAAUUUUAA